Messenger RNA from Suillus discolor, 1089 nucleotides. RefSeq names its product farnesyl-pyrophosphate synthetase. Gene Ontology annotation, biological process: trans, trans-farnesyl diphosphate biosynthetic process. The transcript has 5 exons. Bases 1 to 1089 code for a protein of 362 amino acids. Gene Ontology annotation, cellular component: cytoplasm. The record is from RefSeq and is a predicted model, not a curated record. Gene Ontology annotation, molecular function: (2E,6E)-farnesyl diphosphate synthase activity; dimethylallyltranstransferase activity. NCBI's taxonomy places the organism in Eukaryota, Fungi, Basidiomycota, Agaricomycetes, Boletales, Suillaceae.
AUGGCAAUAUCGAAAGCAGACAAGCGUAACAAGUUCCUCGCCGUAUUCGAGCGCAUCCGCGAGGAACUUAUUGACCAUAUGAAGUCAGAAAAUAUGCCUGAGGACGCUGUGACGUGGUUCAACGAGAACCUUGUUUACAAUGUCCCGGGAGGCAAACUCAAUCGCGGCAUAUCUGUCGUCGAUACUGUUACAAUACUUCUCAACCGACCUCUAACUGACGACGAGUACUUCAAAGCCGCCCUGCUUGGAUGGUGUAUCGAACUCCUACAAGCCUUUUUCCUUGUAUCUGAUGACAUGAUGGAUGCUUCCAUCUCACGACGCGGUCAACCUUGUUGGUACCGCGUCCAUGAUGUCAAGGGCCUCGGAAAGGUCCACAACAUCGCAAUCAACGACUCCUUCAUGCUCGAGGGUGCAAUUUACCACCUCCUGAAGACUCACUUCAGGCGAGAGAGCUACUACGUAGAUCUGUUGGAACUGUUCCAGGAGGUCACGUACAAAACUGAGAUGGGCCAGCUCGUCGACUUGAUCACUGCCCCAGAAGAUAACAUCGACAUUCGCAAAUACAGCCUCGACAAACAUACUUUCAUUCUCGCUAUGCGCAUGUGUGGUGUCCCAGAUGUAUACGAGAUCAACGGAAAGACCAUCGAGGCAUAUAAAGAAGCAGACCGGAUUCUCAUUCCUAUGGGCGAGUUUUUCCAAGUGCAAGACGACUACCUAGACUACCACGGCACCGAGGCAGAAAUCGGCAAAAUUGGCACGGACAUCGUUGAUGGAAAAUGUUCUUGGUGUGUGUGCACAGCACUCACGUACGGCACCGAAGCGCAGAAACAGCUCCUGUAUGAAAACUACGGGAAGAAGGGCGCAGAUCAGGCUGUACGGGAGCAAGCUGUGAAGGACAUGUACAACGACGAGCAGGGGUUGAACAUUCCCAGGCGCUAUGAGGAGUAUCAGAAGAAGGCUGUCGCAGAAAUCAAUGCGAUGAUUGAUCAGGUGCCUGAACCUGAGGCGCACGAGGCGGGCAAGGGCAAUAGGUUGAGACGAGAUGCGUUCCGUGCCUUCUUGAGCAAGAUCACUGACCGCAAGGCAUAG